AGAGGCAGGGCGCGAGCAGGGAGCAGCUGUGAGAAACCGUUGAUCAACAGAAGAUCUCUCAUUCUGCUUUAUACACAAAACGUUCUCAGUGAUCUGGCAGCAUGUCAGCAAAGGCCAUCUCAGAGCAGACGGGUAAAGAGUUCCUGUACAAGCACAUCUGCACCACAGCAGCUGUACAGAACCGAUUCCGCUACGCUAAUGUAACUGCAGCUACCGACUGGAACAGACUGGUUCAGGAGCAUCCCUGGCUGCUUACUGAGCGAUUGGUGGUAAAGCCUGAUCAGCUGAUCAAGCGGAGAGGGAAGCUGGGAUUGGUGGGCGUCGAUCUUGACCUACAGGGUGUGAAAGAAUGGCUAAAACUACGCCUUAUGAGAGAGACUACGGUGGAAAAAGCAAAAGGCAUUCUGAAGAACUUCCUUAUAGAGCCGUUUGUUGCCCAUAAGCAGGAGGAGGAAUUUUAUGUGUGUGUAUAUGCAGCGCGGGAGGGGGACUAUGUGCUGUUCCAUCAUGAGGGAGGGGUAGAUGUAGGUGAUGUGGACUCCAAAGCUCAGAAGCUGCUGGUCAGUGUAGAUGAGAAGCUCAAUCUUGAUUCUGUCAGACAGAAACUGCUCAUACAUGCCCCCGCUGACAAAAAGGAAGUACUGGCUAAUUUCCUGGUGGGCUUAUUUAACCUGUAUGAGGACUUGUAUUUCACCUACCUGGAAAUCAAUCCUCUGGUUGUAACAAAAAAUGGAGUGUAUGUGUUGGACAUGGCUGCUAAGAUCGAUGCCACUGCUGAUUACCUGUGUAAAGCUAAAUGGGGGGAUGUGGAGUUUCCUCCUCCAUUUGGCAGAGAGGCCUACCCAGAGGAAGCGUAUAUAGCAGAUCUGGAUGCUAAGAGUGGAGCUAGUCUAAAACUCACUCUUCUCAACCCUCGGGGACGUAUCUGGACCAUGGUGGCUGGAGGUGGAGCCUCCGUUGUCUAUAGCGAUACAAUCUGUGACCUGGGUGGACUUAAUGAAUUGGCUAAUUACGGAGAGUAUUCAGGGGCUCCCAGUGAGCAACAGACCUAUGACUAUGCCAAGACUAUCCUCUCGCUGAUGACCCGUGAGAAACACCAUGAUGGGAAGGUGCUGAUCAUUGGAGGAAGCAUUGCCAACUUUACUAAUGUAGCUGCUACAUUCAAGGGUAUUGUCAGGGCAAUUAAAGACUAUCAGGAGCCUCUAAAAGAGCAUGAGGUCAGCAUUUUUGUGCGACGUGGCGGACCAAACUACCAGGAAGGGUUGAGGGUGAUGGGAGAAGUGGGUAAAACGACAGGCAUCCCAAUCCACGUCUUUGGCACCGAGACCCACAUGACGGCCAUCGUUGGUAUGGCACUGGGCCAUCGACCAAUUGCCUCUCAGCCUCAGGGUGCUGCCCAUACUGCCAACUUUCUGCUUAACACUAGUCGCAGCACAUCGACCCCCACCUCAAGCAGGACUGCAUCUUUUUCUGAAGUGAAAAGUGGAGCAGGGGCCUCAACUGCCAAAUCAGCUAAACCUGGUGCCCCACCAGCAAAAGCCACUACUCUGUUCAGCAAGCGUACAAAGGCUGUUGUGUGGGGCAUGCAGACCCGGGCAGUACAGGGAAUGCUGGAUUUUGACUACGUGUGCUCUCGUGAAGAGCCGUCAGUGUCAGCCAUGAUCUACCCCUUCACUGGAGACCAUAAGCAGAAGUUUUAUUGGGGUCAUAAGGAAAUAUUAUUGCCAGUUUACAAGAACAUGUCGGACGCGAUGAAGAAACACCCAGAGGUGGAUGUGCUUAUUAGCUUCGCCUCACUCCGAUCUGCUUUCGACAGCACUAUGGAGACGUUACAGUACCCACAGAUUCACACUAUUGCUAUUAUAGCUGAGGGUAUUCCUGAAGCUCUGACCCGCAAGAUCAUCAAGAAAGCAGAUCAGAAGGGAGUCACUAUUAUUGGACCAGCAACGGUUGGAGGUAUAAAGCCUGGCUGUUUUAAGAUUGGUAAUACAGGCGGAAUGCUGGACAACAUUCUGGCAUCAAAGCUGUACAGGCCAGGCAGUGUGGCCUAUGUGUCCCGUUCAGGUGGAAUGUCCAACGAGCUGAACAACAUCAUAUCCCGCACCACCGAUGGAGUCUAUGAGGGUGUGGCCAUUGGGGGAGACAGGUACCCAGGUUCAGUAUUCAUGGAUCAUGUGUUGAGGUAUCAGGACACACCAGAUGUGAAGAUGAUUGUGGUGCUGGGAGAGAUUGGUGGUACAGAAGAGUAUAAAAUCUGUCGGGGAAUUAAAGAGGGAAGAAUUACUAAGCCUGUGGUCUGCUGGUGCAUUGGGACUUGUGCCACCAUGUUUUCCUCUGAGGUGCAAUUUGGCCAUGCUGGAGCAUGUGCAAACCAGGCCUCUGAGACAGCAGUAGCCAAGAACAAGGCUUUAAAAGAGGCUGGAGCUUUUGUCCCCAAAAGCUUUGAUGAACUUGGAGAGGUCAUCAAAUCUGUUUAUGAUGACUUGGUGAGCCAGGGUGUGAUUGUACCAGCUCAGGAAGUUCCCCCUCCCACUGUUCCUAUGGACUAUUCUUGGGCAAGAGAGCUGGGUCUGAUUCGUAAACCAGCAUCUUUCAUGACCAGUAUCUGUGAUGAGCGUGGGCAGGAGCUCAUCUAUGCUGGCAUGCCUAUCACAGAGGUCUUCAAGUCUGAGAUUGGUCUGGGAGGAACUCUGGGUCUUCUCUGGUUUCAAAGGAGGUUACCACGAUAUGCAUGUCAGUUCAUAGAGAUGUGUUUAAUGGUGACUGCGGAUCACGGUCCUGCGGUAUCUGGUGCACAUAACACCAUUGUGUGUGCUCGAGCAGGAAAAGACCUCAUCUCCAGCCUCACAUCUGGCCUUCUCACUAUCGGGGACCGGUUCGGUGGGGCUCUGGAUGCUGCUGCUAAACAGUUCAGUAAGGCAUUUGACAGUGGCAUGCUGCCCAUGGAGUUUGUAAACAAGAUGAAGAAAGAUGGCAAGCUGAUCAUGGGUAUCGGACACAGAGUCAAAUCUAUUAAUAACCCUGACAUGAGGGUACAGAUUCUCAAGGACUUUGUAAAGCAGCACUUUCCUUCCUCACAACUACUGGACUAUGCACUGGACGUGGAAAAAAUCACCACAUCCAAGAAACCCAACCUCAUCCUGAAUGUUGACGGCUUAAUUGGUGUGGCGUUUGUGGAUCUUCUCAGGACGUGUGGAGGCUUUACACGGGAUGAGGCAGAUGAAUUUGUGGAAAUAGGAGCACUCAAUGGAAUCUUUGUCCUGGGACGCAGCAUGGGCUUUAUUGGCCAUUACUUGGAUCAGAAGCGUCUAAAACAGGGUCUGUACCGUCACCCAUGGGACGACAUAUCCUACGUCCUGCCCGAACACAUGUCCAUGUAAGCAAGGACCUACAUCAUCAGUUCAUCACUGCCACUUCAAACAGCUUUAGCCUCUAGAUGUGAGUGCAAUUGUACCUGUGAAAAGACAUAGAAUAGUUCAUUGUAACUUAAAAAUAACAAGUUGUUCUGUAUUAAGCAGUUUAUUAACCAGCGUGAAGUGCAUUCCUGUAAUGAAAAUGUUUUCAGAAGAGAACAAUGUGAUGUUUACAGAGUUCAGCUAAAUAGAACAAAGUAAUUUGUGACAUUAGUAAGUAGGGAAAUUAAACAAUUAUGUUAAUUACUGUAAUUACUGUAAUUGCUGUAAUGAAGAACAUGAAGCAGGGCUUCAGAUUACCCAAAAUGACGGUUUGUGAAGGACAACAUUUAAUUUUGAUGUUUAUCAAAUCCCAGUGGAAAGUUUGUGUUGAAAAUAAGCUGGGCUUUCUUGAAGUGCCUCUGGAAGUUAGAUUGUUUUGUCGCAAAUAAUCUUAAAACAGAUAAAACAUGCCGGCUGUAUCCCAAUUUGCCAACUCCAUAGCUGUUACUCCAGUUACUGAACUCUAUAGUAUUUAUUUAGCCAGUAUCAUUAGCAGCUACUCGUUGCAAUAACAACAGCAUUUAGAAGAAGAUCUUGACUAUUUUCAUGUUAAAUUAUCAGCACUGUUAAUAAGAGAAAAUCUGAAUCUGAUAUGUUAUAUUUUGAUAGCUGUUGUGCAUCUGUAAAAACAUUGUUUUGGAUGUAGUAUUUUGAAAGUUUCACUGUGCCAUGAUAUAUAAAAGCCAUUUCUUCUGUCUAGACAACAGUGUUGUUAUAUUGUUUUAAUAUCUGUAUCCAGUGUUUACAGUUAAGCUGUGUUGAAGACAUGUGCAAUAGCUAAGCCCACAUUUUGCUAUAACAGCAAAUUAAUCAAGUGUCUAAUAUUGAGCAUGAUAAAUAAAUCAGUACUUAAACUAUA
Molecule: messenger RNA, 4314 nt
Organism: Trichomycterus rosablanca
Lineage: Eukaryota; Metazoa; Chordata; Actinopteri; Siluriformes; Trichomycteridae
Gene: aclya
Product: ATP citrate lyase a
Exons: 28
Coding region: 102-3380 (1092 amino acids)
Biological process (GO): fatty acid biosynthetic process; tricarboxylic acid cycle; acetyl-CoA biosynthetic process
Cellular component (GO): cytosol
Molecular function (GO): ATP citrate synthase activity
Source: RefSeq, a predicted model, not a curated record